AUGAGGAGGGCGCUCCGGUGCUGCUGGGGGGACGCCGGGCAGCCGGGGGGCGCGGACUCCCCGCGGGCCCUCGCCCACUACAAAGCUGUCACCAAGUGGCACCGGGCGGCCAGCGUGGGCGACGCGGCCCGAGUGCGGAAGAUGCUGGUGCGGGGGAAGGCGGACGUGAACGCCGCGGACAGGCAAGACCGCCAGGAGUCCAUGUUGGGAGAAGUGGGGCCCUCGCGGCUCCGCGUCCACACUGCCCGGGGGGAGGCUGCGGCUUCGGAGCGCGCUCUGCCAGGUCCUGAGAGGCCUUUGCACCCGCACAGGACGGCUCUGCAUUUUGCCUGUGCCUAUGGCCACCCAAAAGUGGUGACCCUCCUUCUGAGGAGUGGUUGUGAAGUGGAUGCUGUGGAUAGCGACUGCAACACAGCUCUGAUGAAGGCUACCCAGUGCCAACAAGAGGACUGUGUGUGUAUUCUGCUGGAACAUGGUGCUGACCCAAACAGGAGAGAUGCCUGUGGGAAAACUGCCCUCCAGCACGCCGUUUCUGUGGGGAACAUCAGGAUAGCUGCGAAACUGGUGGCAUUUGGGGCCUACGUGGACAACAUCAGAAAGGAUAUCCUGUUAGAAAUUAGCAAUGCUGCCAAGGAAGAUGAACAACACAUGAGCAACACAUCAUUAAAGAAUGAAGAAGAUGAAGGCAAAGUUGAUGACAUGGAAAAUAAAUGCCGGGGACAAGAGGAAAGCAACGAAGAAACUACUGCAUCUCAUGAAAAUGUUCCCGAAGAAGAGCAUACUAAGAAACUCCACGUGAAAACACAACUUGAAACAGAUAUGAUACCACCAGAUAUGGAACUGAAUGGUUCAGAGGUAAACGUGAGUGAGGAUGAAGCCUUGGAAAUUACCACUCCUGAAAAGGAAUGUGAACACCAGAAGACAGAAACAACAUUAAAGAAUGAAGAAAAUGAAGGCGAAGUUGAUGACAUGGAAAAUAAAUGCCGAGGAAAAGAGGAAAGCAACGAAGAAACUACUGCAUCUCAUGAAAAUGUUCCAGAAGAAGAGCAUACUAACAAACUCCACGUGAAAACACAGCUUGAAACAGAUAUGACACCACCAGAUAUGGAACUGAAUGGUUCAAAGGUAAACGUGAGUGAGGAUGAAAAUGUGCACAUCCAAUCCUCCAAAUGUGAACAGCUGUCAAAGGAAAUGGGUGUCCUCAAAGAGGAGUUACGGCUCAUGAGAAGCGCAUAUGAGUCACAGACAGAAGAAUUUGCAAAGCUGACUCAUAAACUAUACAGGGAAAAACUUCAGACCAAGCGAUACAAAGAAAUCUCUAAGGUUUCUGCUGCCUCAGAGAAUCUGCAGAUGGGCAAAUAUCAACAGCUGCAAGAAGAAAAUAAUUUCCUCAAAGAGCAGUUACAGUCCCUGCAAAGCAAAAACGAUUCACUGGCUGAGGAGAAUACAAAGCUGAAGGAAGACCAAAAACAUCUUACUGAGAGUUGCAAGUGUACCAUAGCUAUGACAGAACAGUACAGAAUAUUCCUCACACAAAAAACGGAAAGCGAAAUAAGUGAACAAGCAGAAAAAGUGUCCAACUUUAUACAGGAGCAGAACAGAGCUCGAGCAUAUCAGGACGCUGUUUGGACAUCGACAGUGCAAGCACAACUAUCUAAAAUCUCCCAGCUAUCAAAUAAAUUACAGGAAUGUGAAAGAAAGAUUAAGAGACUGGAGGAUGAAAAUUGUAAGCUUCAUCUAAGAGUUCAUCUGUGUCAAACAUCGUCUGAAACUUUUACUACCAGGAAUAGCUUAAACAACCCUACUGAGAGAAAUUCUCAGAGUUUUCUGGGACCUCGGACGCAUUUUUCAGCAAGAGAAGACUAUGCGGAUUUGAGCCCAAGACUAAGAUCUGCAUUUGAGAAGGUGGACGCCUUCCUGAGAAAACUUUAG
Perognathus longimembris pacificus (Pacific pocket mouse) is the source of this 1932-nucleotide messenger RNA. RefSeq names its product putative ankyrin repeat domain-containing protein 20A3. The transcript is spliced from 11 exons. The coding region runs from base 1 to 1932 and encodes 643 amino acids. Lineage: Eukaryota; Metazoa; Chordata; Mammalia; Rodentia; Heteromyidae. Gene Ontology annotation, molecular function: protein binding. The record is from RefSeq and is a predicted model, not a curated record.